ACACGGAUAGAGAGAGAGAGGGGGAGAGAGCUUUCGUCUUCAACGUCUCCCACCAAUUCCAUGAUUGCUUGGUUGAUUGGUGGGGGCGACGGGGGCGAUCCUUACGUACUUGGAAAGGCAAGAAAGGAGCGAGCUUUUAGCCUCUCCCAAGAGCUGUUCCGCUUCCUCUCGGAGGUGGAGCGGAAGCGAAGAGGCUGUAGUUCCUGAAUUCCUUUCUUCUCCUCUUCUCGCAUGUCUCUCGUCUGUCUUCGGCGGGUGAGCUCGGUGGUGAAUAAGUUGUCCCCUAGGAGGCUUAAGAUCAACUUGUUCCUGUACAGAUCUGUCAAAUUAUGGACGAAAAGCUUUUAGCUAAUGGAGGAGACAAGCCAAAAGGCCACUAUACCCUUACUAAUGACGUGGAAGACCUCCAGUUGGGAAUGUAUGAUAAACCUCUUCCUUAUUUUGGCUGGGGAAUUGGAUGGUUUUGCGUACUUGUCGGAUUCAUUUUUCCUAUUAUGUGGUACUUUGCAACAAUACUGUACUUCUGCAACUACUACCAAAGAGAUCCUAGAGAGCGGGCUGGACUUGCUGCUUCGGCAAUAGCUGCACUGAUAUGUACAGCUGCGGUGGUGAUUGCUCUUGCUGUAAUAUUGUUGUAGCCCAGGAGUUCAAAAUUUUACAUCACCUUAUCCUUCUCCAGUUGGCAGAAGUCUGAGCCACUUAAAGUUGGUCACAUGUCCCAUUUCUCUGUAGACUUGUGCAUAGUAGGAGUUCUGCAAUAUGUAGCACCGUUAAGGACCCCCUUUCUUUGGUGGGGAAAUGGGAAGAAGCAGAAGCAUGUGUUGUAAAGAAUGUACAUUAUAGGAUUGAAAAGUUGUCCCGACUGGAAGCAACUAAAAAAUUUUCUCUCAUGAGGAUGGGCUCUAGAUCA
Messenger RNA from Rhodamnia argentea, 910 nucleotides. RefSeq names its product 60S ribosomal protein L18a-like protein. Lineage: Eukaryota; Viridiplantae; Streptophyta; Magnoliopsida; Myrtales; Myrtaceae. Bases 330 to 638 code for a protein of 102 amino acids. The transcript has 5 exons. The record is from RefSeq and is a predicted model, not a curated record.